CACACCACACCACCACCGCCACUUUACUACUACGGUCUACCACCACCACCACCACCAUCAUCAUAGUAGCAGCAGCCCGGUAAAACCUGUUCUUCUUCCCACAAACCGGUUGGACCUGUCUGUUACAUUAUUAUUGUUAUUAUUUUCUCUUCCCAUCUAUUUCUUCCUUACCUACAAAACGAAAGGUAUUGUCAACCACAGCUGUGUUUCUUCACCUCCGUUUCUUGUCCUUCGCCACCGUCGGCCUGGUUAGCCUAGCGUGUCACUUCUCUGCAUUUCUUCUAUCAAAUCAAUCAAUCAAUCAAUCAAUCAAGAUAGCUUUAGCUUUUUUAGGGUUUAACGGUAACCCGAUUCACUCAGCGAAGAACAACCGACAAAAAAAAAUAAGAGAAAAGAGCUCGGUUCUUUCCUUCUACGAUAUUUACAUACAUCCAUACAUACAUAUUUGAUUUUUUACUUUUAUCACAACAUCGCCUCGGUGUCGCACCAUCAGGUCCUUAUUUUGUCUAGACGUUACAGACAAUUAGCAGCUAUGGAUCGAGGUGGUGAUUCCGCGUUACUGGACGCCUUACAAGGCCUCCUCCCAGAACAGACCCGUACCCUCAUCCAAGCGCACAUGCAGGACCCGCAGACCGCCCUCCGCGCCAUAUGGCAGCAGACGACGAGCCUAACGCAGAAAGCGACCGAGACCCUGUCGCCCGUGCUCGCGCCCCUGAUGCAGCGGAGCUUGCAGGCCCUGCACGACUCGCCGGACCUCGUGGUCCUGGGCUUCGUGCUCGCGACCCUCGUGCUCGUCAUCCAGGUGAUAUCCUUCCUGCACCGCACCAUGAUGUACGUCACCCGCCUGGCCUUCCGCCUCCUCGGCUGGGCCCUCUUCGCCGCCCUCCUCGCCGCCCUCUGCCGCCGCGGCCCCGACGCCGCCGUCCGCGACCUCCUCCUCUUCGUCGGCAAGCUCGCCGGCUACGCCGCCCUCGUCAGGGAUAUCUGGUGGUCCGAGUACCAGCGCUUCGACGCCCAGACCAAGCGCGGCGGCGCCCCCGCCCCGACACGCGGCGCUCCCUCGGGAAGCGGCUACGCUAGGUCGAGGAAUGGCGCUUGGUGAAAUACAUAAAUACAAGAAUAAACAAAUAAAUACAUACAUAAAUACCUAAGGUUAGGUUAGGUUAGGUUAGGUGGGCUAAUAAUGAGAGGGGUGAUUUCGGGACUAGGGUACGGUUCAUUCAUCGUUAUGCCAUGCCAUGCCCUGUGGUGUGUGUGUGCGUGUAAGUGUGUGAGCUUGAUUAAAGGGAAAAGAAAAAAAAAGAGAGAAGGGAAGAAAGAAAGAAGGCAAAUAUGGGUUCGGAGUAUCUCGUCGUUUGGUUUGAUGUCUUUAUCACGGGGUUCGGGGAAUGAAGUUAUGACUACGGCUUACUUCUUCUUCUUUUUUUUUUUUGGUACAGAAUGAAUAAAAAACAAACAUCUGCCAAAUGAA
Molecule: messenger RNA, 1471 nt
Organism: Daldinia caldariorum
Lineage: Eukaryota; Fungi; Ascomycota; Sordariomycetes; Xylariales; Hypoxylaceae
Exons: 2
Coding region: 533-1102 (189 amino acids)
Source: RefSeq, a predicted model, not a curated record